Amoebophrya sp. A120 is the source of this 552-nucleotide messenger RNA. The record is from the annotation of a GenBank genome assembly. Lineage: Eukaryota; Dinophyceae; Syndiniales; Amoebophryaceae.
AUGACGAAUUCGCACGGGAGGCCUGCGCUGGAGUCCGACCUGGAAAUCGUUCGCAAGGCCUGUUGCGGGAAUACGUUGAGUCACGGCCAGCUGAAGGGGAGACGGCUCUGCGCGAGACGUUCACUCCACGUGGGGCAACCACGACUGCACCGGGAUCCGCGGUUGGGAGACAAGACUUAUCGCGCACGACGGAUGCCACGGUCGACAAGAAGAAGCUUCCGGCCAAGGUGCAGAUGUUGCUUGCUGCGGGGAAAGACAGCGGGAAGGGAGAAGAAGACGGGGAGAAGCAAGUACUGGCGGAAGAGAUGCGGUCAUGGAGGACAAGGACGACCCGCGACCACAGCGGCAAGCAUGAGAGGGGCUGCGAGGGAAAAGGCAAAUGUGGCUGCAGUGACAAGGAGUGUGCACGACGUGGAAGUUGGCACGGAUUCGGCUUUUGGAACACGAAGAGUCUGGCGAAGCGCGACGGUGCUGAAAAACGCGAUCAGGAACACGAGUUUAAUGCUGAAGAACAAGAGUGCGGAGACAGCAAAAGAACAAGAAGACUUUUAG